This is a messenger RNA of Gambusia affinis (western mosquitofish), 2747 nucleotides long. RefSeq names its product dihydrolipoamide S-succinyltransferase (gene dlst). Lineage: Eukaryota; Metazoa; Chordata; Actinopteri; Cyprinodontiformes; Poeciliidae. Bases 90 to 1466 code for a protein of 458 amino acids. The record is from RefSeq and is a predicted model, not a curated record. Gene Ontology annotation, molecular function: dihydrolipoyllysine-residue succinyltransferase activity. Gene Ontology annotation, cellular component: oxoglutarate dehydrogenase complex. The transcript is spliced from 15 exons. Gene Ontology annotation, biological process: tricarboxylic acid cycle.
GCUUCCUCCACUCUUGCCCGCGCCCAGUCUGUCUCAUCGGUGUAACCGGAGUUCCUCUUCCGCUGACAGGCUGCUGUCACACAGCUACCAUGUUAUCCCAUUCCCGGUGUCUCACCAGGAAUUUCGGCCGCUCCCUCUCUGCCAUCCGUCAGGGAAACAAUGUGUUAGCUCGUCGGGCCACUGCAGUUCUAUCAGCUUGCCAUCCUAUAACUCUAAACAACAAUGUACCAUAUAAUCCCCGUUCCAGUGUCUUCCAAGUCCAGUACUUCAGGACAUCUGUAGCUUACAGAGAUGAAGUUAUCACAGUCAAUACUCCUGCGUUUGCAGAGUCUGUCACAGAGGGGGAUGUAAGGUGGGAGAAAGCGGUUGGAGACUCUGUCUCUGAGGAUGAGGUGGUGUGCGAAAUCGAAACAGAUAAGACAUCAGUGCAGGUCCCCUCUCCUUCUGCUGGAGUGAUACAAGAGCUUUUGGUCCCAGAUGGGGGGAAGGUCGAAGGAGGAACACCACUUUUCAAGCUUAAAAAAGGAGCUGGGGCUGCUAAGGCUCCAGAAUCUCCCAAAGCUGCUGCGGCCCCUCCACCGCCUUCUGCUGCUCCAACUCCCCCACCUCCUCCCUCCGCCGUGGGGCCCAUUCCCACCACCAUGCCCCCCGUGCCACCUGUGCCAGCACAUGCUAUGGACAGCAAACCAGUUUCAGCCAUCAAACCAACUGCUGCUCCAGCUGCGCCAGCAGCCCACACCGAGGGAGGAGCUAAAGCAGCAAGGACAGAGAGCAGAGUUAAGAUGAACCGCAUGAGAUUAAGAAUUGCCCAGAGGCUGAAGGAAGCUCAAAACACCUGUGCUAUGUUGACUACGUUUAAUGAGGUCGAUAUGAGUAACAUCAGCGAGAUGAGGAAGGCUUACAAAGAUGCUUUUCUGAAAAAACACAACAUCAAGCUGGGCUUCAUGUCUGCGUUUGUGAAGGCUGCCGCCUAUGCUCUAGUUGAUCAACCGGCUGUCAAUGCGGUGAUUGAUGACACAACCAAAGAGAUCGUGUACAGGGACUAUGUUGACAUCAGUGUUGCAGUAGCAACACCAAAGGGAUUGGUGGUUCCUGUAAUACGAAAUGUGGAGGAAAUGAACUUUGCUGAUAUUGAGAAAGCAAUCAAUUUGUUGGGAGAAAAGGCACGUAAAAACGAACUAGCUGUUGAAGACAUGGAUGGAGGCACCUUCACAAUCAGCAACGGUGGCGUGUUUGGGUCCUUGUUUGGCACACCUAUAAUCAACCCACCUCAGUCUGCUAUUCUGGGCAUGCAUGGCAUCUUUGACAGGCCUGUUGCAGUGGGUGGCAAGGUGGAGAUCCGUCCCAUGAUGUAUGUCGCUUUGACGUACGAUCAUCGUCUCAUUGAUGGAAGAGAGGCCGUCACUUUCCUGCGUAAGAUCAAGUCCGUGGUGGAGGACCCCAGGGUGCUCCUCCUCGAUAUGUGAGCCUCUGUCAACUCUGGGCCCAUUAAACCAACCCCACACAAACAGCGACUGUACACACCUAAAAAAAUGAAACUUUACCAUUACUGCAGUUAAUGUAUUGUCUUGGUUAACUAGGGGAAAAAAAGGUUUGUUUUGAAAAGUUCAAUUGUGAAUGGACAUUUGUAAGACCAGCUGGGCUGCAAGGGUUGGCACUGGGCUCUGUGGUCUCAGGUGCUGGUCUCUUGAUCAAAGAAGCAAAAAGAAAUAUUCUAUAACUUGUUCACCAAAUGUCAUUUUCUACACAGAAUUUAAUAAAAAUCCAGUUGUUGUGAGAUGACCGGCAAGUAACGAUACAACUGCAUAGAAUUUUAUUAUUGUGGUUGAGACAUGAACAAUGAGCACAUAUUGGGCUAGAAAACAAGGAACACUAUGUUUUAAAAAUCUCCAAAGUGAAGGAAUCCUCAGAGGUUUUAUGCCAUCUAGUUCAUGAAAUUCUCUUUUUGCUGUGUGACAUAGACUAUUUAAGAGAAAAGGAAAGUUUUAAACAAUAAAAACUUCAUUACCCCACUGCUGGUUUUCUGUUAGAAGAUUUUUGUGGAUAGUUGUUAAAUGUUUAAUCUGUGGACAUGAACUACAAAUAACAAAAGAGAAAAAAAAAAAAAGAAAAGUUAGGUAUCAUGCUUUAGAAUGGUGUCAGUUCCUCCAAUAUUGCUCAGACUUUAACUCAUUUGAGAAGCUCUGACAGUUCGUAGGUUUUUGCAAGUGUUUCCAGAUAGGUCCCCCUUUGCUGAUUAUAGUUAUUUUCGAAAAGAAAAUGUGCAGCUCAAAACAUGAAUAUUACCAUUUGAUGUGCCAUGAUUGUAGCUUUAAGCAAAAUCAAAUCUGUAAUCGCUAAGUUUAACAAAUCACUUCCUAAAAGAAACAUUAUUACUUAAGCUGGUUAUAGGUUGGAAAAUAGUGAUUGACAAAUAUUUGGAAAAGAAAAACUGAACAAAUUGAUAAGUUUGUAAAACUGGAAUCAAUGUUUUGGCUGCUUUCCUCCUCAGCUCUUAAUGUGGAUAUUAGCAUUUCAAUUUCAGUUAUUUUUUUGUUAUUUCUUUUGAAGCAAGUAUAUAUAUAUAGAUUGCUUUAUCUUGGGAUAAAGCAAUCUAUCCCAAGAUAAAGGGAUAGAUUGCUUCCCUUUAUCUUGGGAAGCAAGAUAAAGGGAAGCAAUCUUCCCUUGCACAAAAAUUUUCCUGCUAUUUUCAAAAAAAUAGAAAAAUUUUCCUGCUAUUUUCAAUUAAAAUCCAUACACAAUUUUGA